Peromyscus leucopus (white-footed mouse) is the source of this 14934-nucleotide messenger RNA. RefSeq names its product spectrin beta, non-erythrocytic 5 (gene Sptbn5). Lineage: Eukaryota; Metazoa; Chordata; Mammalia; Rodentia; Cricetidae. Gene Ontology annotation, molecular function: actin filament binding. Gene Ontology annotation, biological process: actin cytoskeleton organization. Gene Ontology annotation, cellular component: cortical actin cytoskeleton; cell junction; cell projection. The record is from RefSeq and is a predicted model, not a curated record.
AGAUUUCUGGGGUCUCCCUGACCACUCUUCUCCACCUUCUGCUGGGAGAAGCCUGGCAGCUGAGCCGCACCCUGCUCUGACCUGGUGACGUUCCUGAACAAAAAGAAACCAUGAGUCUACUUUUCAUAAUAUUCUGUGGUUCAUCUUGGUAAGUUGACCAGAAAGGAAAACACCAGAGAGGGUGAGCAAAUGAAAGAUUGUAUCUCCCCAGAACCAACAUGAGGUUCCCAGACUGUUCAGAAUGCCGCUCUCCAUGCCACCUGUCUGCUCUCCUUGCCUGCACUGCCUCACCCUCAAGUGUUAGUUCUGUGUCACAGGAAACACUUGGCAGUUCAGUUCCUAGGAGAGGUGAGGCAGAAAACCACAGCAGCAGGAGCACACGGCAGAGGAGGCUGUCGCCUCUUGGCAGCCGAGAAGCGGAGGGAAGGAGAGCGGGGCCAUUCUUCAAAGGCGUGCCUCAGUGUCCUGCUUCCUCAUCAUCGUUCAUCUUCAUCCAUGAUAAAGUCAGAACCCUAUGGUCCAAUCACCUCUCUGUUGACCAAGUCUUCAGUCUAUUUCAUACCCAAACCACAUGCCACAUCAGCCCAGUUUUCAAAGACGCCAUCUCAGAGAGUUUACAUACAGGAGGAAAGGCAGAAGCAUGUCAUCUGCGACUACACAACGUCUUCGUGCCCUCCCUGGUUCCAAAGACCACGUUUGGAACCACCACAUGGCAUCGGCUCGCAGGAGCCUCUGCGGGUGAGGAGAAGUGAGCACUUCAGCUAGGGCCUGCCAUCCUCACCUGCCGUGGAGUCCUGCUGAGCCCAGAGGAAGAAGCUGCCCUUGGCCAUGUGGACAUGCCCCAGUUCGUGGGGCAGGCAGAUGGCCAGACAGUAUCACCUCAUGCAUCAACGUAACAGCAAGACCCCAGAAUGGAGAGCCUGAGUUUAUUCAAGUAACCCUGGGCCCAGUUCAAGAGUGUAUCAGAUUAUGUAGUAUUUAGCAACAGUAAAUACACAAUGCCUCUAUUUUUUUAAAUCUGUUUUUAAAAUGUCGAUCCACACUGGCUCUGACUUCUUGUAACUGUGCCCACUUUUCAAGAGGAAAGUGGUCCCUUGGUCCAUUUUGAAAGGAGAUGGAAGAGUCCGGAGAGUAUGCCUCUUCUCCAUGCCGUCCCUGUGACCCCAAUUCCUUAUGCAUCCUCUCUGGGGAAGAGGUCUCACAGAGUCACAUCACUGGACAAAGACCCUACAUCACACCUCACCUGAGAAAGAUUGAAAGCCCAGGCCGAAGGGACUGUGGGGGUCGGUCCUGCCGGGCUGUGUGGUGGGGCAAUGCUAAGCACAUUCCUGAGAUGCAGCCCUCUCUCCUGCAUGCACUUCAGGUUGCACCACCUGUGCAGACACUGGGCUUUUCCCACUGUCGCCCCUGCACCCUUGUGAUGAUGCCAGCCUGGGCUGUCAUUCAGCACAGCGUAUUCCUUUUCAUUAUCACCCUGAACCAUGAGGUUUGGGUACAGUAGACCCCUCUCCUCUUUCCAGGAUGGAGCCUGUCUAGCUUAAGCCAAUUAAAGUAUUUCAUCCCUCUAGUCAGAGACACCAGUUCAAAAAUAUAAUCACGUUUCCUAACUCAAUUGUGAAGAGCCACCACCCCAACACUUAGAAAGAUGUUCCAUCUUCCCUCUUCUCUAGAACUAUAAUGUAAAGCAGGGGCCUUAUUGGUACAAGGCUAUAAAUGGCAUUGAGAAGAGGGGAUAGGGAGGGCGUUGGGCUGGCCGAAAGGAGGCAUUGAGCAAGGCAUAGGACACCCAGAUCUGCAGUGAUGUCAUUGGAUGCUGGAUCAAACAGCACCCGAAGGCUUGUCGCUGCUAGAUUGUUCUUCAAUACACUCCAUCUAUAUCACUCCAUCCAGCUCGAAUAGAAAAUUCAGUCACUUGACAAGGAUUCCAAACCACACUGUCCUUUCACCUAGGGCUUAAUCAUUCACAGCCAAAGAGGAGUUGGUCCUUGUACAAUCAGUGGUGACUCUGGCUGCCACUGGGGCAGGAGGAGGUGUGGGGAGGAGAGCAGUCCUCUAGUCCCAAUCCAACAACUUCUUUAUUUUUUUAAAGAUUUAUUUCUUUUUAUUUUAUGUGUCCAAGUGCUUGCCUGUAACUAUGUGUGCUGUAGGAGUACCUGGUACCUGCAUAAGCGAGAAGAGUUCAGAUGCCCUGGAACUGGAGUUUGGGGUGGCUGUAAGUUGCAUGUGCUGGAAACCGAACCCAGGGCCUCUGGAAGAGUACCCUUAACCACUGAGCCAUCCCUCCAGCCCCACAUCCAACAACUGAGCAGUUGUUCUUUUUAAACCUAUCAACAAGGAGUCAUAUAGCUCUGUCUGGCCUCAGACCUCACAUCACACAACCCAGAGGGGCCGAGGAUGGAUUCGCUCAGACCCGGAAGGCUCUUCUGAAAGCUUUCCCUUACAGAUGAGACUGCGCACCUCAGGAUGGAAUGGUGAAGUCGAGGCUUCCCCUACAAAACAGGGAUUGGACCUGAAAGACUGUGCGUCUCCUCCAAAGUCUUCCUUGGAGCUGACGGUGUCUGGGGCUCCAGGCAGGCCAUGCAGGGGGUGUCCUCCUGCGCUGCAGUCAGGAAGAAUGCACACCUGCCCCGGGGUUGCAUACAAUUAACUAAACUUGGGCCCACAGUCUCUGAGAUGGAGGCUCCGGGAGCGGGUACAGGGAGGUGUCCCUGUGACCAAGGCUUAUGAAAGAGAGCAGAGUCUCUGGCAGACAGCAUCUGGGAGGGGGUUCUUGGUUACAGGGGAGCAGUAAGCGGGAGCUUCCCCCCCCCAGAAGCUGUUUUUCCCAGUACAAUUCAACAGUCACCGGCUGCCUUCUCAAUACUUGGCUGAGCUGAGCAUGUGGCCCAGAUCUGGUCAGAGCCUGAGAAGCUGAGCACAGGAUGUUGCAGCUCCCUGUGGCUGUUCUCAGGUUAGGGAGGGGCUGACAGUCAGUGCGUUCCUCCCGACAUCCCAGGAUGGGGUGCAAAGAGGAGGUGAGUCCACAGCUUUCAUCCAGAAGCCCUGACCGCUGAUGCCUCAUUCAGACUUCAGCAGCCUGCAAUGUUCUCCCCAGAGCCAACAGGACCAUCAGCCCCUCACCUGCUAAGCAGGGAAGCAGCCAGGGGAUGGGGUAAAGAAUGAAGGGGACCCCCUUCCAAUAAGCCAAGCACAUUCCUGAGCCACCUCCUCCUGUCUGGGCUCCGCCCUGUAGCAGGUGGGAGGACAAUGCCGCCUGUGUGCCAUUACCCCUGACAGGCUGACGAAGGGGAGGGCCAGGCUGUGGCCCCAGCUCCAGCCUGACCUUUCUGGUCGUCUCUCUCCCUCACUCCCCAGGCCCUGCUGUCUUGUGUCUCCAUCCGACAGUGGGGCCUCCUAGCAAGGACCCAGACAUCAACGGCCAAGGUGAGCUGCCCGUCUUCCUUCUGCCUGCCAAAAUUAAGCCAAAGAACAGGGACCAGUGGCUGGGGCAUAGGACUAGCGGCAGGGGUUCGGAGAAGAAUCUGGAAGGUUGGGGGUGGGGUGGCUCUGGGUCAUUCAAGUGCAGGCUACCAGUCAGGCUUCUUACCUGCUUAGGUUCCGACAUAAUUCCUACCCUUCAUGGGGACCUUGGCAGGAAGCUCAUCAGUACCCACAGCGCUCCCGAGCCUCCAUGCCCCUACCACCCCAGACACGGGGAAAUGUCCAGUAGCCAUUCGCCCUCAAAGAGCUAUAGGUCCAGAGGCUGGUUGUCCUCUCAACCCUCCAGCUCCUUAGCAGCAGUGUCCCUGAGGAGGAGGCCCAGGCCCGCAGCUCAGCCCUGCCGAGUCCGAGUUUGGCAAUGGACUCGGAGUAUGAGAUUAGCCAUGUCCGCAAGCUCCAGGCUCAGCACGCACAGAUGCAGGAGAAGACCUUUACCAAAUGGAUCAACAACAUCUUCCGCCUGGGCCGGGUGGGCGUCAGGAUCCAGAACCUGUACACAGAGCUUUCUGAUGGUGCCCACCUACUGCGGCUGUUGGAGCUUAUCUCCGGGGAGGCCCUGCCGACGCCCAGCCCAGGCCGCCUGCGUGUGCACUUCCUGGAGAACAGCAGCCAUGCACUGGCCUUCCUCAGGGCCAAGGUGCCCAUACCCUUCAUCGGGCCAGAGAACAUUGUGGAUGGAGACCAGUCACUCAUCCUGGGACUCCUCUGGGUCAUCAUUCUGCGUUUCCAGAUUUCUCACAUCUCCUUGGACAGGGAGGAGUUCGGGGCCAGUGCGGCGUGGCUGUCUGCCAAGGAAGCCCUGCUGGUGUGGUGCCAGCGCAAGACGGUCAGCUACCCCAAUGUGAACAUCACCGACUUCUCCCGCAGCUGGAGCGACGGCCUUGGCUUCAAUGCCCUCCUCCACGCUCACAGGCCAGACCUGCUGGAUUAUGGCUCCCUGAGUCUGGAUCACCCUCUGCACAACCUCUCCUCUGCCUUCCGAGUGGCUGAGCAGGAGCUAGGCAUCGCUCAGCUGCUGGACCCUGAGGAUGUGGCCGCCCCGCAUCCAGAUGAGCGCUCCAUCAUGACCUAUGUGUCUCUGUAUUACCAAUGCUUCUCCCGGCUGCACCGGGGCCAGACGGCCCAGAGGAGGCUGGCGAAGAUCCUGCUGCAGCUUCAGGAGACAGAGGCACUACAGUAUCAAUACGAGCAGCUGGCCGCUGACCUGCUCUACUGGAUUGGAGAGAAGCAGAUGCAGCUGGAGGCGCGGGACUUCCCAGACUCACUGCCUGCCAUGCGCCAGCUCCUGGCAGCCUUUGCCUCCUUCCAUACCCAGGAAAAGCCACCUCGGCUGCAGCAGCGAGGAGCCAUCGAGGCCCUGCUCUUCCAGCUGCAGACAACACUCCGAGCCCAAAACCGAAGGCCGUUCCUACCUCGAGAGGGCCUGGGCCCUGCAGACCUGGCUCGGCGCUGGGCGGAACUAGAGAGGGCAGAGGCCUCCAGGAGCCAGGCCAUGCAGCACAGGCUGCUACAGCUAGAGCGACUGGACAGUCUGGCCCGCCGCUUCCGGUGCAAGGCAGCCCUCCGGGAAAGCUUUUUAAAUGAGUCAGAGCAGAUGCUAGACCAGGCCAGAGACUCCCUCACCAAGCCAACCACGGGGGAGGCAGCCACUCAGAGGCUGAGCAUGUUAGAGGCUCGCAUCCUGCCCCAGGAAGGGCGCUUCCAAGCCUUGGGCGAGAUUGCAGACAUCCUGCAGCAGGAACAGUAUCACAGCUGGGCAGAUGUGGCCCACAGGCAGAAGGAGAUUGCCCGGCGCUGGCAGACGAUCCUGCAGUGUCUACAGGAGCACAGGAAACAGAUCGCAGACUCACGGGCUGUGCUGAGCCUACUGGAGGAGGUGGAGGCUGCCACUGACCAGCUUGGGGAGCUGCAGGUGCAAGCCAGCUCCACAGCCUAUGGGCAACAGCCAGCAGAAGUAGUGUUACUGCUGCAGAGGCAUGACCUGCUGGAGGCCCAGGUCUCAGCCCACAGGACCCAAGUGAACCGUCUUGCCCAGCAGACGGCACAGCUGGACCCCUCCCAGGGCACCAGUGUGCAGAUACUUCAGACUAAAGCCCUGGCACUGGCCGAGCUUCAUCAGAGCCUCGUGUCUCUUGUCAGAGCCCGACGCGGCCGACUGGAGCAGACUCUGCAGCUGGCACAGUUCCUGCACAGUUGUGAGGAGGAGGAGGCCUGGUUGAGGGAGCACAGACAGAUCAUGGAGAAGGCAGCCCUGGGCCGGGACCUCACUCAGAUCUCUACCGCUCUGCAGAAACACAAGGUUCUGGAAGCCGAACUCCAUCGCCACCAGUCUGUGUGUGCAGAUCUCAUGCAGAGGGCACGCAGCCUCAGUGUCAGAGGGCCCCGGCCACAGCCAGAUCCUCUGGAAAGGGCAGAAGCUGUGCAGGGAACUUGGCAGUUGCUCUGGACCGGAGCCGCAAGGAGGCGCGCCCGGCUACAAAGUGCACUGUUGGUUGGACAGUACUUUUCUGACUCAGCCGAGGCAGCUUCUUGGCUUCUCCUACGGCAGAAGCAACUGGAAAGCGCAUCCUGCGGGAAGGACCAGGCCGAGGCCGAGGCCCUGCUGCAGCGCCACCUGCUCCUGGAGCGAGACGUGCGCGCCUUCGGGGCGGAGCUGCGCGAGCUAGAGGAUCAGGCGCGGGCUGCUGCAGCCCUGGUCUCACUCAAGGAGGACCCCCCAGAAGACUGGAGGAAGCUUGACAGGGACGCAGCUGGAGAACCUCGGGGUGGGACCCGAGUCUUAGCAGCAACAGGCAGCCAGUAUUCACACCAGCAGACGCCCCUCUCCUCCCGAGAAGGGGCCCUGAAUACUUGGAAGCCUAAAGACUUGGGGAACAGCCAGAGCAGGGCACCCGUCAUCUGCAGCAUAGAGCAGAACCCCCAGGUGGAGUCUGCCCUGAGCCUUCUGGGGGAAGGCCCAAGGAUGACUCUCCAGAAUGAAUAUGACUUUGAUGUAGACUCCAGCACCAUACUCCAGGCACAGGCUCACUUGAGCCAGAACUAUGAGAACCUACAGGCCCUAGCAAAGCUUCACAGGGCCCGACUGGAGGAGACAGCAGCCCUGUUUAGCUUCUACAGCUCCUGUAGGGAGCUCCAGUCCUGGCUGGAGGAGCAGACAGCCCUGUUCCAAACAUUGCAGCCCCAGGGUGACAACUUAGAGGUCACACAGCUCAAAUGUGAGAACUUUCUCAUGACCUUGGCCAUCGGAAAAGGCCACUGGGCUGAGGUCAUCCGCACUGCUGAACAGCUGAAACAGAGAUGUCCAGGGCACACCCCGAAAAUCCAGCAACAGGAGGAAGACCUGAACCAGAGGUGGCAGCAGCUGGAGGCCCUGAAGGAAGAGAAAGGCCUGCAGCUGACGCACAGCGCGGAGGCGCGCCAUCUUCUACAGGAGGCUGAACCCACACGAGCCCAGCUGCUAAAUGUGAUGGGCAGGCUGGAGGCUCUGGGGCCAGGAUGCUCUGAAGACAGCCAUCGAACCCUGCAGCAGAUUCAGCAGAAGGUCCUGGGACUGGAGAAGAGGAUCUCCUACCUCCAAAGAGCAUCCAUAGAGGUGAUGGAGUCAGGUCCCCUGGAGGGCCAGCUGCUUCAGGAGCGGGUGCUGAUGCUGCAGGGUCUGCUAACACAAGUACAAGAGCGAGUGGCCCGGCAGGUCCAGGUCCAGACUGAGGCUCGGGGCCAGCGAGGCAUCCUCCAAGAGAGCCAGACAUUGCUUCUGUGGGCGGAGGCCAUCCGGGCUCAACUGUGCAGUGAAGGGGAGCUGGAGGAUGUGGCCUCAGCCCGGGAGCUGCUGAGGAAGCAUGGAGGUCUACAGGAGGAGACCUGCCUGUGGCAAGAGAGGCUGCAGCAGCUGGAGGCUCGGGGCCAGCUGGUGGCAGCCUCAGACCCCCCACAGUCCCAAGAGGUGGCCAGUGCCCUAAGGCUCCUAGGCCGGCAGGGCCAGCAGCUGAAGGCUGUGUGGGAGCAGAGGCAGCAGAAGCUUCGGGACAGGCUGGAGCUGCAGAGGUUUGGCCAGGAAGUGGAUAGUUUCAUCGACACCUGUGCCGGCCAUGAGGCCUUCCUGCACCAGGACAAUCUGGGGGAGGACCUAAGGGAGGCCCAGAGCCUGCUGCAGCAGCACCGGUUUGGGUGGCUCCGGAGCACCCUAGGAUCUCGGGCUGAGGCCCUGCGGGCGUGUGGUGAAAAGCUGCUUCUGAGCCAGCACCCGGCUGAGCACAAGAUCAGAGAGCUGCUGCACAGUGUCCAGACACAGUGGGCCAGGGUCCAGGAGAGGAGUGAGCAGAGAAGGGAGCAGCUGCUGGCCUCCCUCCAAUUGCAAGAAUGGAAGCAAGCUGUGGCGGAGUUAAUGCUGUGGAUGCAGGGGAAGUGGGCCACGGUGGCCGGUGAACCCUCCCAAGCAUGCAGCAACAUGCUGAAGAAACCCAAGUGGCUCGAAAUGACCAAGCAUGAGCUAUUAGCUACCCGCGGAUACAUGCAGGACCUACAGCAGGCUGGGAGAGAGCUGUUGCACGGCCACCCCUACGCACAGGAGGACAUACAGGACAGACUCCAGGGCCUGAGUCACAAGUGGGAAGAGUUGGACCACAGGAUGGCAGAGCAAGGGGACAGGCUGCUGCAGACCGGACGGCAGGGCCAGCUUCUGGAGCUACUGCAGGAUGUCAGGGAGACGUUGGAGCAGCUGGAGGGAGCCCUGCAGAGAGCAGAAACGGGACAGGACCUGUACUCCAGCCUGAGGCUGCAGAAACAGCACUGUCAACUAGAGGACAAGAGCCAGGCCCUGGCCAGCAAGAUGGCUGUCCUCAUCUCUGAGACCCACAUGCGUUCACUUCCCUGACCACUCCUGGAGGAGAGCCAGAAGUCUCACCAGAGGUUCAAGGCCCUGCAGAGCAUGCUGGCCACCCGACGCAUGCAACUGCAGGCCUCCGUUGAGCUGCACCAAUUCAACCGCCUUAGCAACCUGGAACUCACAUGGGUGGCUGAGCACAUGCCCAGCACCGGCCCCACCUACCCUGCCCAUUGCUGCCGCGAUGUCCAGCGCCUUCAACGUAAGCACGAGGUGCUCCAGGCUGAGGUGAAAGCUCACGUGGAACACCUGCACGGAGUACUAAGUUCUGGCCAGAGCCUAGCAGCCUCUGGGCACCCCCACGCUCAGCGCAUUAUGGAGCAGUGCCGGAAGUUAGAAGGCCACUGGGCAGAGCUGGAGCAGGCAUGUGACGCACGUGCCCAUUGCCUGCAGCAGGCCGUCACGGUCCAGCAGUGCUUUCCGACUGUGUCAGAAAUAGAGACCUGGGUGGAGGAAAAGCGGCCUCUGGCGAGCAGUCAGGAAUAUGGCGGCGACGAGACAGCUACCUUUGGACUCGCUAGCAAACACCAGAUGCUGCAGCAGGAAUUAGCUCUUUAUUGGAGCUCUGUGGAGGAUCUUGAGCAGAGAUUCCAGACCCUCACUGGAUUUGAGGCCUCUGAGCAGCUGGGUAUGGUGCGGGAGCGAUUGCAGGCAUUACAGACGCUGGCGGAUGCACGGGGCCGGGAGCUGGACGGGACCCUGAAGCUACAUGAAUUCACGAGAGAAGCCGAGGACCUGCAGAGUUGGCUGGCUAGCUGGAAGCAGGUGGUCAGAGGAGGGGACAACUUUGGAGAAGACCAUGAGCGUGUGCUGCAACUCUGCACUAAGUUUACAGAGUUUCAGAACCAAAUUGAAACCGGUGCCCUGCGAGUAGAGACCUGCCAGCAGCUGGCAGAGCGCCUCCUGGAGGGUGGGCACAGUGCCGCACCCAAGGCCCGCCAGUGGCAGCAGGAUCUACGGGCUGCCUGGUCUGAACUGUGGCAGCUGACCCGUGCCCAAAGCCGCCUGCUCCAUGACACAGAAACCGCCCUCCGAGUCCACAGAGACCUCCUAGAAGUCCUUACUCAGAUUCAGGAGAAAGCUACAAGCCUCCCUAAUGACGUGGCCCAGGACCUGCGUGGGGUAGAGAACCAGCUGCAGGGACAUGAGAGGCUGGAACGUGAGCUGGCAGGCCUGGAGCAGCAGCUGCAGGAACUGCUGGAGUCUGGAAGCAGGGUACAGAAGCUGUGCCCAGGUCCUCAGGCCCUCGCCGCUGUCCAGCAGCAGCAGCAAGCUGUGACACUCUCCUGGGAGGCCCUCCAGCUGCGUGUGGGGCAGCGCAGGGCCCAGUUGGAACGCGCACACCUCCUGGUCCGCUUCCACACAGCGGUGAAGGACUACACCUCCUGGGUGGCCAGCAUGCAUCAGGAGCUGCAGAGGGAGGAGGGCUCCUGGGAACCCAGCCAUACCCUGCUCAGGCUCAGAGCCCACCAAUGGCUGCGGGCAGAACUGGAAGCCAGAGAAGAGCUGCAGCAGCAGGCCACCAAGCUGGGCCAGCAGUCACUUCUGGCUGCGGGGACACCCACUAAGGAGGUCCAGGAUGCGCUUCAAGCCCUACAGGAGGAGCGUGACCAGGUGUUCGAGGCCUGGGCACUCAAGCAGGAGAAGCUGCAGAGCAUGCUUCAAGAACAGCGUCUCCUCAGACAGUGCGAUCACCUGGCGAAGAUCCUCACAGCCCAGGAGGCCUUCCUGAAAGCCGGUGGCCUGGGUUGCUCAGUGGAGGAAGUGGAACAGUUGAUUUGCAAGCAUGUGGUCUUCCAGAAAGUGCUCGCUCUCCAGGACGAGAAGGAAGCCGCCCUGCGGGAGCAGUUGAAAACUACCCCGAGCCCUGAGGGGCAGAGCCUGGUUUACCGCGUGCUGGAGCGUCGGGCUCAAGUGAAGGAGCUGGCCGAGAGCCGGGGACAAGCCCUGCACACCUCCCUGAAGAUGGCCAACUUCGCCAGGGCGGCAGCUCAGGUUGAGGACUGGAUCCAGGAGCGGGUCCAGCAACUGAGAGCCUGGAGCCCUCUUGGAAGCCUAAAUGAUUAUCUGAAGCACCUGCGGAAACACCAGGCCUUCGAGGCUGAGGUCCAGGCCCAUGAGCAGGUCAUGACCUCUGUUGCCAAGCAAGGUGAAGGGCUCCUCGGACAGAGCCACCCUGGGACUGGAGAGGUCUCCCAGAAGCUGAAGGCCCUGUGGGAGCUCUGGGAGAAGCUGAGGCAGGCAGUGACCCUGCAGGGCCAGGUCCUGGAGGACCGACACAGCUUCCUGGAGUUCCUGCAGAGAGUGGACCUAGCAGAGGCCUGGAUCCAGGAGAAGGAGAGGAUGGUGAACAGCGGCGACAUGGGCCUGAGCCUUGAACACUGUCUACAGCUCUGCAGAGAGGUCCACAGGUUACAGGUCACAGUGGAUGACACCUACAUCGGGAGAAUCAAAAACUUGUCACCGCAGCUCAAGAACCCGAGCCCCGAGGAAUCUGAGACCAUCUGCCAGCGGCAAAACCAGCUCAACCAUAGGUGGAAGACUUUCCAUGGCAACCUGCUCCUGUAUCAGCAGCGGCUUGAAGCAGCCCUGGAGAUACACACAUUGUCCAGUGAACUGGAUGACCUCACUGAGCAGAUCAGGGAAAAGGAAUCCCUGAUGCAGGCCCUGGAGAACACAGAAGAUUUGGAGAAUGUACAGAGGCUACCAUGGAAACAGAAAAUGUUACAACAGGGCAUGGGCCUCAUCCAGACUCAGGUGGAGUCUCUCGAGGGUAAGGUUGGCCGCCUCUGCAAGAGAAGUCCUGAGGUUGCCCACAGCCUCAGUCAUAAGCGACAAGAAAUGAUGGACCGCUGGUGGAAGGUCUGGAGCAGGCUCCAGAAGUGGAGGGAGUCACAGGAUGUGGCCCGUAAAGUUUGGAAGCUCCAGAUGCUGCUGCAGGAUCUGCAGGACUGGGCACAGGGACUGAAGGCUGAGAUGGACUCGCGGGGCAGCCCCUGCAGCCCCGAGAGAGCCCUGUACAUGCUGCAAGAGCACCAGGCAUACAAAGUCGAGCUGGACAUCCGAGCAGACAGCCUUAGCCUGGCCCGGAGCAUGGGCCAGCAGCUGCUUGCAUCUGGAUGCCAACUGGCCUCUGGGAUUCAACAACCCCUGGCUGCUGUGGAGCAGGAGCUGAGUAGCUUGGAGGCAUCAUGGCAGAGGCGGCGGCAGCGGCUACAGCAGGCCCUGGAGCAGCAGUCACUUCUGAGCUCUGUGGAAAAGGUGGAACACUGGUUCGACAGUGAGGAGGCCUCUCUAGCUAGUGAGGGACCGGCGGGUCCCUUGGCCACUGUGGAGACCCUUCUGUGGAAGCACAAGAGGCUCGAGCAGCACCUGAGCAAGGCUGAAGAGAUCAGUGCGCUGGAGGCCACAGCCCUCACCCUGCACCAGAGUGGACACCCUGAGGCCCGCAGCAUCCUGGCCAGGUGCCAGGCCCUGCUCCUGAGGAGAGAGGCACUCACAGAGCGAGCCAGAGCACGCGGUUGUCAGCUGGAGGAGCUGCGGCAGCUCCGGACUUUCGUGCAGGAUUCCGACGAGGUAGCUACGUGGCUGAGGGAGAAGAACCUGGAGGCUCUGGACAAGGGUCAGCAGGACCCAACCACGAUACAAACACAGUUGCAGAGGCAGCAGAAUUUCCAGGCCGUGCUGGAUGCCAGUGUUCCUCAGCAACAGGAGCUGCAGACGGAGGGGCAGAGGCUGCUACACGGAGGCCACCCGGCCUCUGAGACCAUCCGGGGGAGACUGCAAGAACUAGAGAGACUCUGGACCGAGCUGCGGGCCAACUGCCAGAGGAAGAUGGUCGGACUCCAGGGGACCCACAAGGCUCUGCAUCUGCAGAAGAUGCUGGAGAGACUGGAGAGCUGGCUAGAGUCCAUGGAAGCGGAGCUGAGAGCCCCUGUCAAAAGCCAGGACCUGCCUAGGGUGGGCGAGCUCCUGGGGGCACAGGGGGAGCUGGAAGCAGCCAUCGAUAGUCAGACCAGGCAAGUGCAGGAGCUGCAGGGCCAAGCCCAAGCCUGCUUCCAGGAAGGCCACUGCCUCGCCAAAGGUGUGGAAGAGCGAGCCCAGCAGCUACUUCAGAGGUUCCAGAGCCUUCAGGAGCCGCUACAAGAGCGCAGGGCAGACCUGGAAGCCCAGAGCCUACUUUUACAGUUCCUCAGGGAUGCUGAUGAGGAAAUGGCCUGGAUUCAGGAGAAGCUGCCCUCUGCUGCAGCCCAGGACUAUGGCCAGAGCCUGAGCACUGUGCGGCACCUGCAGGAGAGACACCAGAAUUUGGAGAAUGAGAUCAGUAGUCACAGGACUCUGAGCCAGGUGGUGAUGGGUACAGGUCACAAGCUUGUGCAGGCUGGACACUUUGCCGCUGAAGAGGUGGCUGCCCGGGUGCAGCAGCUGGAGGAGGCUCUGGACCACCUGCAGACAGAGGCAGCACAGAGGAGGAGGAUGCCGCAGGCCCUGGAAGCCCAGCAGAUUUUGAUGGAGCUCCUGGAGGCAGGCUCCUGGCUAGCUGAACGGGGCCACGUCCUGGACAGUGAAGACCUGGGCCAGGAUGCUGAGGCCACACAGGUUCUUCUGCGGCGCCUGGAAGCCACCGUAAGAGACUUGGAGGGGUUCAGCGGUCGCAUUGAGCAGUUACAGCAAACGGUGGCCCUUCUGGAGAGUGGGCAGAACCCGGGCAGUCCUAGGGUGCUGUCCCAGCUGCAGGCUGUGAGGGAGGCCCAUGCACAGCUGCUGCAGAGGGCGGAGAGCAGGGGACAAGCACUCCGUGAGCAAAUGCACCUGCACCAGCUGGAGCAAGAGGCCCGGCUCCUGCAUGCCUGGCUGACCACCAAGGUGGCUGCAGCUGAGUCCCAGGACGACGGACAGGACCCUGAGGGCAUCGAGGUGACGGAAGACACGUUUGGUGCCUUUGGCAGAGAAGUCCAGCGCCUGGGCCAGGCCAAGGUGCAGACCCUGAGGGAGCUGAUGGCCCCCCUGGAAAGAGGAGCACCCAGGUUCUACCCCCAGAUUCAAGCCCAGAAGUAUCGCAUCCAAGCCGCUUGGGAGAGGCUGAACAAGGCACUCGAAGUCCGGAGAGAGAACCUGGCUGCAGCCCGUGAGCUCCAGAGCUUCGAGCAGGCCGCCUCAGAGUUCCAAGGCUGGAUGCAGGAGAAGACCACCCAGCUGGAGGGAGAGUUCCGAGUCCACAGCCUGUCACCUACACAGCUCCUACAACAGCACAAGUGCCUGCAGAGGGAACUGGCAGCUAUGGAGAAGGAGAUGGCGAGAAUACAGGUGGAGGCCUGUCGCCUGGGCCAGCACGAUCCUGUGACGGGAGGUCUGGCUGAGUGGCUCACCAAGGUGCAGGGAGCCUGGGCCACCCUGGAGGCGGAGGUCCAGGGAUGGAGCCAGAAGCUGUCGCAGGCUACCCAGGGCCACACCUUUCUUGGGCGCUGUCGGGAAUUGCUAGCGUGGUCUCAGGAGCUGCUUUCCUCAGGGGAGCUGGCUGGGGAUGUGGUGGACCAAGAGAUCCGGGAGUGCUGCCUUCAAGCCCAGAAUACCCUGCAGGAAGGGCGGCAGCUGCUAGAGCAUGGCCACUUCAUGUCGCUGGAGGUGGAAAGGUGUCUGCAGGAGCUGGAAAGACAUCUGCAGGAGCUUCAGGCAGCAUGGGCCCUGCGUGGGCAACGCUUUGAGCAGAACCGGGGCCUGCAGCAGCUGCAGCAGAGGCUGGAGCUGGCUGAGGCCUGGCUGGCCUCUCAGGAAGGCCUGCUGCUGGACCCCAGCUAUGGGCACUCAGUGACGGACGUGGAACGUCUGCUCUGCAGACAUGAGGGCUUGGAAAAGCUCCUGGCGGCCCGUGAGGAGACGUUCACCCAGCUUCAGACGCUGACAGAGGUGAAGGGCACUCGUGUCACGGAGGGGUCUGUGGAACUGACGCAGCAGCCGCCCACAGACGGGAGGCAGCUCAGCACCAGCUCCUGCAACAGUAGCCAUGGGACCUUGGCAAGCAGAGCCCUGAGCCUGUUCUCCGAUAUGAGGAGGGCAGAAGUACCAGGUGGCAACUGUGGAGCUGCCUUCCGGAGCCCCCGCUGCGCGCGAGUGUGAGAGACUGGAGGGCGGGAAGCAUCCUUUCUCCACAAGGUCUGAGACUUGAAAUGAGUCCUGAGGCAACACCAAACCUCGGGCUCCAAGUGAAGAUGCAUCCUGGCGAACCCCUUGGCUCCGGGCCCCAGGGCACCUUCCUGCGGCUGCUCAGGACCAGAGAUCAGCUCCUGACAGGAUAAGCACUGCUGUGUUGUUACCCGCUGGGCCCGAGAUGAGCCUGAACCUUUUAACUGGACCAAGGUCUCUGUCUGGACAAAGAUGGCAGUCUGUCCAUCUGGACAGGGCUGGAACUUCCACGCUAGUGGCCUCUUGGAGAGGGUGACUUGGAUGUCCUGCUUUUAGAGUGGAGCUCACGUCAAGUGUCCUGUAGAACUAAUAGCCUGGCACGACAGAUAAUUAAUCUUGGGACAGCGGCGCCCAAGCGCCUCCCGUUUAUAAGAGCCCCUAUAACAUGU